CAUACAUACCCUCGCCGGAAACCCAUUUAUUUAAUAUUUAUAUUGCAAGAUCUUACUCAAUAUAUGUUUUGGUACUGGAUUCGAUCCUUUUAGCUAUGUUUGGAACAUUACUCUUAGUCUUGCAAUCGUGAACAAUCUGGUAUUUCGUAUGGGAAUAUUUUUUUGUUGCUGUGUUCAAGGCGAAGAGACCUCGGAUUACGAAAACAUCAAUAAUUACGAAGGAGAGACAAAGCUCGGAAAGAGACACGGUAAAGGAGUCUAUUAUUUCGAGAAUGGAGAUAUAUAUGACGGGCAAUGGCAAUGGGGAAAGAAACAUGGCCAUGGAUCUUAUACCUUUGCCGAUGGAAGCAAAAACACAGGGUUCUUUUUCAAUGACGAAUAUAUUGGAGAUACUCCAGGGAAUUUAUUUUCCAACGCAAGAAAGGAAAGGGAUCCAGCGAGACCACUAAUGCAAGAAAAUAAUCAAACGUUCAGGAACAUCUUCGUUCCUCCUCAAGAACCAAGCGAAGAGUUACAGAGAAGACGAAGGGAGAGACAAGAAGAGCGUCGUGAAGCUAGCAGACGGCGCGAAGAAAUGAGAAGAAAAUACAACCUUUAGUUCGAAGAAUUAGAAAAUGUCAUACAUGCACAGAUGGAAUUUUGGUGCAUGGCACAAUUGACCUUUUUAUUUAUGAAAUACAAAAUUCCUUUUACGAAUUUUCUUCGUGUUACAGUGCGACUUCUUGAACCCAUGGGCCCUUUGAAGUUAACGGUCACAUGUCUGUACUGGACUGCAAAAUUUUUGUUUUUAUAUUAAAUUGGUGAUUCUUUUUA
Actinia tenebrosa (Australian red waratah sea anemone) is the source of this 813-nucleotide messenger RNA. RefSeq lists its product as uncharacterized. The record is from RefSeq and is a predicted model, not a curated record. NCBI's taxonomy places the organism in Eukaryota, Metazoa, Cnidaria, Anthozoa, Actiniaria, Actiniidae. Gene Ontology annotation, biological process: spermatid development; axoneme assembly. Gene Ontology annotation, cellular component: nucleus; motile cilium.